Messenger RNA from Penaeus monodon (black tiger shrimp), 114 nucleotides. RefSeq lists its product as uncharacterized. The record is from RefSeq and is a predicted model, not a curated record. The annotation marks the transcript as partial. The transcript is spliced from 2 exons. NCBI's taxonomy places the organism in Eukaryota, Metazoa, Arthropoda, Malacostraca, Decapoda, Penaeidae.
AGAAAAGAGGUAAAAAGGAGACAGAAAAAACUUUUUAAGGAAAGGAGAAAAAAGAAGAGAGAGAAAAGAAGAAAGAGGAAGAAAAAGAGAGAGGGGGGGGAGAAGAGAGAAGGA